CAUCCAGGUGAGGGAGACGCCCAGUCGCGUUAUUGGUGUCCUGCUCUUCCCCCCCAUCAUCAUCAUCACAGCUGAGGAGGAGGACAUGGAGGGCAAGUUCGCCUGCAUAGUCGCCGUCCUGUUCAUUGUCAUCACACAUGUGUUGUCUGCUUCGAUCGCUGUGCCAGGGGGUCUGGUCGGGACAGUGCUUGUGAGAUGCUCCUUCUCUCUACUGCCGAACAGCACGGGUCCUAUCAACCUCAAAGUCACCAAAUCCUCAAGCAACGAAUCGAAUCUGAUCUACGACUCGCGCCAAGAGGAUUUUCGACCUGACUUGGCAACAUUCGUGGGAGACCUGGCCAAGGGCGACUGCUCCCUCUUGCUGCCCAACAACUCCAGGGACUCUGUGCUAGAUUAUAAACUCGUCAACGCGAGUCGACUGAUCGUGACGCUGAGUGCGUUUGAAGAUCCACAGCCGCACGGCGGUGCAAGUGGCACGACUGUCGCUGCGGCAGCGGAGACCUCGCCCACAGCAAGUCCCCACUUGGGCACGAAGGGGAUUGUGGCGGUAGCGGUGGUGGCAGUGGUGGCAGUGGUGGGGGUCGUGGUAGCAGUGGCUGCCGUCCUCUUCAUCCAGAACCGCCGUCGGUCGUCUAGGAGCUCCCCCGGCUCACACAGUGGCGAUGUGCAAGCAGACGUGCGCGGUGAUGAGGAGGAGAAUGGGAUUCCACUGAUGACGAUGAUAACGACCGGACCCACAGAGGAAAAUGGAGAUGUGGGGACAGUCGCCGCUUGAAGUGAUCACCGGCUCCCCCAUGACCACCCUGGCCGGCAUGAAGAUCUGUUUUCCCAGAUCUUCAUGGCUUUGUCAUCUUUUCCUGCGUAACGUUAACUCUCCAAACUCCUCCUCUCUGGCAGCUCCAAAUCCCUGAAUGCUAAAUUCCACACGAUCCAGAAUACCGCUGCUGCCUCACCUCACGACUUGUGUAAGUGAAAUCUCAUCAUCCCAAUCUUCAGAUUCUGCCACUGGCUCCCAAUCCCGUCCCCAAUCGACUGCGAGAUCGCACUCUCACCGCCUACACGAUCCUCCGUAGACUUUACGCUUCCUCUCACCUCUCACCUCUAUGUACUCCCCACCACGUGUUCUCCACUCCGGAAAACCCUCCGUCAACCUCCAAAUGUCUGGUCGCUUAUUAACGCCCACUUCAUAGCCCAGUGGGUUCUGGGGAGUCUCACAAAUCUGUGAUUCGUGAACCCUCAACUCCAAAGUGCCCGGUCACUUUCGCCGCAGACUCACCCUGCUCACGUCCAGACUCCAGACGUUGCCGACUUCCCCUCUGUCUGUGUCUCUCCUCGCCUGGGCUGCACCACCGCUGUCUUCCAUCUCCCGUGAGCUCCAUGCAGAUUCCCUACAGCCCCUUCCUGCUCUACUGAAUGUCAGCAUUGUGUGUCUGUGUGUGAACCUGAGUGGGUGUGUGAGCUGUGUGCGUUUGCUUGUGUACGAGUGUGAGCCAGAGGGGGUGGUAUUGGAGUGUGGUUGUGGUGUAAUAAGAGUUGUGUGUGUGGUGUUAAGGGGCCAGAAUCUGUGUGCAUUGCCCACAGAAUGCACGAGUCUGACGACUCAAGAGGUUCUCACACUGGGACUGUUUGGUACAUUCUUUAUUGAAUGUCUAUUACGAGCACUAUGCGCUGCAAUUCCAGAUGUGCCUUGAGAUUGCAUAUUGACUACCGUCUCUGUUUACCAUUGGGAGGUGUGGGUCAAGAGGAGUGGUUGAACCUAUGGGCUAUGAGCCAUAGCCCAUGGCAAUCAACAAGGCCGUGGGGAUUGCUCUGCAGAACGAUUUAAGGACCCCACGAUGUUACACAAAGCCAUCUUUCUUACUGCAAGUUCUUGUUUUUUUGGAGGGUUGGCAGUGAACGUGGGCCCGGAAAGGUUGGGAACCACUGGUCUAGAAGAUCCAUAUUUUCAGUGAGAGUAAGACAUUGGUUUAGAAGCCUCAUGUAUUAAAUAAUUAGUGUUGGGAAAAUGUUGCCUUUUAAGGUGCAGAUUUUUACGUAUUUACGGUUGUAAAUAUUGUUUUAUGAAAUCUGUAUAUUGCAAGCAUUGGCUGUUUUUAGAGCAUGUAAACCUAAUGGUAUACAUUUUUUACUAUGAGAAAACAUUGGUGCAAAACCACUUGUAUUUUCUAUUUUUAUAGACAUGAACCGUACGUCAAAAUCGUAAUUAAUCAAUUAAUUUUUGGCGACUCCGUCCCACCGCGCACACAAACGCCGCGACCCGCCGAGCGCGGAUCAUUCUGUUGUCAUGUCGUGUCCAAGCGCAGCAGCAGCAGCGAGGACGAAUGCGCAGAAGAGCUGAACAAGCCAAUGCUGCACGCCAUGCUCGCGUAUGGGCAGGAUCAUGAGUCGUAUCCAAAGCUGCUCAAACUGCCGACACGACUUAAGUGCUUUGUGUCAUCACGUUGUGCAUAAUACAGUGAAAUUGCUCUUAUCGUCAUUAUUAUUUGUGACCUACCAAUGUCUGCAGCCAGGAUCAAUCGAUGACAAUCCUAUUACCUGCAGAUAUUUAACAGAUGAGAUGCGCUGCACCGUUAAUUCCUCCUGUUUCAUAAUAAUUCUCCUGUCCGUAUGCGUCUGUGUUUCUUUGCGGUUCAGCCAUAGUCCCCACAUACCGCUCGUAGCAAUGCGGAUAAGAGGAGGGGCAACCCACUACUCUAUAGAGUAACAUCGGUUUAAACGCUUGUUUACAAUAUGAACAGCGCAUUGAAAACGCGUACUAUUGUAUGUACUGUUUACAAAGUGUUUACAAAUCCACACUUAGAAACACGAUGAUUGACAGAGGGGUAUAAAGUAUUGUUUCGAUAGUGUAUUUAAAUAGAGGUACUGCAGGUGAGUCGUUUUCAGGUGACAGAGCAAAGUUUGUAUUAUUUAUAUAAUAUUUACAUAAUAUAUUAUUUACGUAAUAUUAUAAUAUUUAUGCAAG
Molecule: messenger RNA, 2962 nt
Organism: Lethenteron reissneri (Far Eastern brook lamprey)
Lineage: Eukaryota; Metazoa; Chordata; Hyperoartia; Petromyzontiformes; Petromyzontidae
Source: RefSeq, a predicted model, not a curated record